Molecule: messenger RNA, 1581 nt
Organism: Panicum virgatum (switchgrass)
Lineage: Eukaryota; Viridiplantae; Streptophyta; Magnoliopsida; Poales; Poaceae
Product: (+)-neomenthol dehydrogenase-like
Exons: 6
Coding region: 59-1315 (418 amino acids)
Cellular component (GO): membrane
Source: RefSeq, a predicted model, not a curated record
CUGUUGCCGUCCAGAGCGCUGCUCACCUCAGAGGCUCAGAGGACGCCGGCGGUGGCACAUGGCUGUGCACGGAGCCCACAGCUCCGGCGCCGGCGUGCACUGCACAUUGCCUACCACCCUACCACGCCCUCACACGCGGCCGCCGCCCUCUCGUCCCACCCAAAAAGAAAGACAAGAGGUACAAGACGACGACCCCGAGAUGCGCCACCUCGGGGUGUCCCCGAGCUCGCCCUGUAGGGUCCGACCCCGCGCCGCGGCACCAUCACCGCCCGCCCGACUCCAGCCGCGAGUCACCUUCCCUGCCGCUAGCAUAGUGCACGCGCGUGCGGCCGCGGGGGCGACGCCGGCAUCACCUCCACACCACAGGCUUGAGGCGGUGAGACGUGACCAUGAAACCGUACCGGAAAGCCAAUUCAGGCUUGCAGUGGUUACUGGUGGAAACAGAGGAAUUGGCCUGGAGGUAUGCCGCCAGCUUGCUGUGCAGGGUGUAACGGUCAUUCUUACAGCAAGGAACGAGAAAAGAGGCAAAGAUGCAGUCCAAUACCUUCGCCAUGAAUGUAACCUCUCCAACGUCAUCUACCAUCCUCUCGAUAUCUUAGAUGGUGAUAGUGUUGCCUCCUUAGCUAAACAUAUUGAGAGCAGAUAUGGGAAGCUCGACAUCUUGAUGCAGGUGAACAAUGCAGGUGUUGGAGGAGUUGUGGUAGACCAGGAUGCCCUGAGAGCUCUCAACAUUGAUCCUGACACAUGGCUAUCGGGUAAAGCCGCCAACCUGCUGGAUCGUGUGGUCGUUCAAACCUAUGAUGAAGCAGUAAAAUGUGUGAAUACCAACUACUACGGAAUCAAAUGGGUGACAGAAGGUCUCCUUCCCCUGCUCAAACGGUCCACAUCAGGAGCAAGGAUUGUGAACACCACCUCCCUUCGGUCUGAGCUGAAGAGAAUGCCGAACGAGAAGCUGCGCGAGGAGCUUGGCGACGCCGACGCCUGGGACGAGAAGCGGAUGGAAGCAAUGCUGGACGAGUUCCUGCAGGCCCUGAAGCAUGGACGGCUUGAGGAUGAGGGGUGGCCGACGAUGCUGCCGGCGUACAGCAUGUCCAAGAUGGUGGUGAACCUCUACACCCGCAUCCUGGCGCGGCGGCACCCGGAGAUGCGCAUCAACUGCGUGCACCCGGGCUUCGUCAAGACGGAGAUCAACUGGAACACUGGCGUCAUCCCGCCGGAGGAAGGCGCCAGGGGUGCCGUCGAGCUGGCGCUGCUCCCUGACGACGGCCCGACCGGGUGCUACUACGAUCAGACACACCUGGGGGUUGCUUGGUGACCGACCUUCUUUGAGCUUAGGUUUUGUAUUGCCCUACACGACUGCUCGUAACAAUCUUUUUGCUGCGGCACAUUGUCCAUUAAAAACUUGGUUAUACCACUCACUGUACACAGAGGGGACAGGGGAGGCAGUAAUAAGAAGCUUUAGAGCCUGUCACAUUACCUGAUACAGCUGAUAGCAGUUUCAGUUGUUGAACAGGCCCUGAAACGAUUGCAGCAUGUAUCAACUACUUCUUGGAAAACUGGUUGUGCUGUUUCUGAACAAUA